Messenger RNA from Tinamus guttatus (white-throated tinamou), 399 nucleotides. NCBI's taxonomy places the organism in Eukaryota, Metazoa, Chordata, Aves, Tinamiformes, Tinamidae. The record is from RefSeq and is a predicted model, not a curated record.
AGGAGGUUUUCCUGGAUCCAAACACAGCUCAUCCACAGCUCGUGCUAUCCCAGGACUGCAGAAGUGUGAGAUGGGGAGAGAAUCAGCAGAAGCUUCCAUACAGAUAUGAGAGAUUCCAACAUUUGUGCUGUGUGCUGGGCCGGGAGGGGUUCUCUGUCGGGAAACACUGCUGGGAGGUGGAGGGAGAGGUGGGCAAUGAGACGUACUGGGCCAUUGGGGUGGCCAAAGAGGCCUUGAAGAGGAAGCGGGAUCGGGAGCGGACGGACACGGGGCGACCCGGGCAGUCGAUCCGGGCCGGACCGGGGCGCAGGAAGGGGCGGGAGCAGCACGGAGAGGCCGUGCCGGGAAGCGGCCGGAGCGGAAUCGCGUCCGGUUUUUGCUCCGUGGCUGCAGGUGCAG